Messenger RNA from Aspergillus calidoustus, 1035 nucleotides. NCBI's taxonomy places the organism in Eukaryota, Fungi, Ascomycota, Eurotiomycetes, Eurotiales, Aspergillaceae. The record is from the annotation of a GenBank genome assembly.
AUGCCUUCUGAAAAGCCCAUCCUUGUUGUCCUUGGUGCCACAGGCAAGCAAGGAGGAUCGGUCAUUUCAUACUUUCUUUCCUUGUCACCUUCUCCUUAUGCUCUUCGCGGCGUCACACGAGACCCAUCCUCGCCCAAGUCUGCUUCUCUGGCCGCUGCUGGCGUUGACAUGGUCAAAGCUAACGUUGACGACCCUUCAUCCCUUGACGCUGCCUUCAAAGGCGCAUCUGCUAUCUUCAGCGUCACCGAUUUCUGGAUAAACUUCUUCGACCCCUUAGAGCGCGAGAAGGCUGUCGCAUCAGGCCAACCUAUUGGCGUUCAUUGCCGGGAAAGAGAAAUUCAAAUGAACCGGAACAUUAUCGACGCCGCCGCCAAAAUCAGCACGCUUGACCGGUUUAUCUUCUCUGGCUUGGUCAACACGAACAAGCUGAGCGGUGGCAAAUACCCGCAUGUCUACCACUUCGAGGGCAAGGGACUCUCUGAGGAUUACGGCCGGUCAACUCAUCCAGACCUCUGGGCAAAGACCAGUAUGCUUUACGCAGGGCUAUACCUUGAGAACUACUUUGGGGUCUCUGGCGCUUUGUUCCGCCCCAAACUAAAUCAGGCCAAAGACACUCUUGUCUUAACCUUGCCCGACUUUCUGGCUAGAUCACCGUUUCCCAUGUACUCCGCGGUGGAUGAUACCGGAGCACUCGUGCAUGCGUUGCUUCGCGCCGCACCGGGCAAAAAGCUCCGUGGCGUCAACGAGUGGCUCAAUUUACGAGACAUGACUGAAAUCCUAGGUGAAGUGUUAGAGAAGAAGGUGGAGUUUGCUGACAGCCAACCUGUUACUCUGUCAGGAGACCCUGACCUGGACAAGGAGAUGAAUGAUAUGAUGGGGUUUCUUGUCGAGUUUGGAUAUUUUGGCGACAAUUCUGAGAAUGUUGAUAAGAGCACUGUGAACCCAAGUGACUUGGGAGUACCAGUGCAGCUGCAGACUGCUAAGGAGUGGUUCAAGAAGCAGGACUGGGAGAGGGAGUUGGAGGUAGGCGUCUGA